This is a messenger RNA of Pteropus alecto (black flying fox), 1422 nucleotides long. RefSeq names its product mitochondrial fission process 1 (gene MTFP1). The record is from RefSeq and is a predicted model, not a curated record. Lineage: Eukaryota; Metazoa; Chordata; Mammalia; Chiroptera; Pteropodidae. The coding region runs from base 366 to 866 and encodes 166 amino acids. Gene Ontology annotation, biological process: mitochondrial fission. The transcript is spliced from 4 exons. Gene Ontology annotation, cellular component: mitochondrion.
UUCUCCAUUUAACAAAUGAAAAAGCGAGGCUCAGAGAAGUACAGACUCUUACCCGAGAUCACACAGCUAGGAAGUAUACUCAGUUUGAAUCCCGGUCUCUUUGGCUCCCAAACUACAGUCAGUCCUGGGAGAGGAUCGUGCCAAUCGCUCAACGUGAAGAAAAUUUGUAAAACCGAAGCCCGGGAGAGGGGCUUAGAUGCGCGGGUGAAUUUACAGACACUCCCUGCUUCCGGGGACAGCACGACCUGUCUGUCCUUCAGUCUGGGACCUUCGGUCGGUCCCGCGGCUUUGGACCCGAGCGCUAGUGGAAGCUGAGGCGGCAGCGGAGGCAGGACCGGCUGCACCGAGCCGCGGGCAAAAGCGCCAUGUCCGAAUUGCCCCCGCAGUGUGCUGAGCGCGACCUUUACCGGGACACGUGGGUGCGCUACCUGGGCUACGCCAAUGAGGUGGGGGAAGCCUUCCGUUCCAUGGUGCCAGCAGCUGUGGUGUGGCUGAGCUAUGGUGUGUCCAGCUCCUAUGUACUGGCUGAUGCCAUUGACAAAGGCAAGAAGGCAGGAGACGUACCAAGCCCUGAAGCAGGCCGCAGCACCAGGGUGGCUGUGGCUGUGGUAGACACCUUCGUGUGGCAGGCUCUGGCCUCUGUGGCAAUCCCAGGCUUCACUAUCAAUCGUGUGUGUGCUGCCUCUCUCUACGUCCUUGGCACUGCCACCCGCUGGCCUCUGGCUGUUCGAAAGUGGACCACCACUGCACUGGGACUGCUGGCCAUCCCCAUCAUCAUCCACCCCAUCGACAGGUCGGUGGACUUCCUCCUGGAUUCCAGCCUGCGCAAGCUCUACCCCUCAGUGGAGAAGCCCAGCUCCUCUUGACUCCAUCCUGGUACCUGGCCUAGGGGUUGGCGCAUUCCCUGCUCUGUUUUAGCUGCCUCCUCCUGCCAGGGGAUAUGAUGCCUGGCUCCCUAGGGUCCGAGGCCCUGGCACCUGAGUGAGUUUGAGCUGCAUGGAAACUGAGAGACAAAGGCAUCAAGAAACAGCAGCUAUAGCAACUCACAGAUGGGCAGGACCUGAACCCUGUCUGCUUCCAUGGAAUUCAUGAUACUGAGUGGGAAUGGACCCUGGAUGGGCCCAGCCCUGUCUUUUGACAGGAAAGUAACAUCCUCCCAUGGAGGAUAAGGGGACUGAGGGCAAGAAAUAUGGCCAAGAUCACUUGGCAAGCUGGGAACCCAGGCAUCCCAGUGGCUCUGCUGAGUUACCCCAUGGCAGCAUGGCUGGCUGGAGGAGCAGCAGGCACUAGGAGAAAUGUAGGAGUGCAGUAGUGGGUACCCUGAGGGCCGAUCCUCUAGCUAGCCCGUCCUUGGGGCAGGGGCUGCUGGGGCCUGGCUGGAAGGCAGGGCAGCCCCAGUCCAAUAAAUCCUUGAGAAGCUGA